Ostrinia furnacalis (Asian corn borer) is the source of this 939-nucleotide messenger RNA. RefSeq names its product GSK3-beta interaction protein. The transcript is spliced from 2 exons. The record is from RefSeq and is a predicted model, not a curated record. Gene Ontology annotation, biological process: regulation of canonical Wnt signaling pathway. Bases 84 to 446 code for a protein of 120 amino acids. Gene Ontology annotation, molecular function: protein kinase A binding; kinase regulator activity. Lineage: Eukaryota; Metazoa; Arthropoda; Insecta; Lepidoptera; Crambidae. Gene Ontology annotation, cellular component: cytoplasm.
CUUGGUCGUGUGUACAUUUUGAUAGUAAUUUUUUUAAACGGCAUAUCAAUACCCUAAUAGGCAUUAAGAAUAAAAAGGGAACAAUGUCCGAGCAAGGACAAGUGCUGGGCAAAGAGACGUGGCCCGCGGAGGCUGAGUCGGCCAUCAGCGACAUCCGCAAGCACGUGAAGGCAGCUAACAUCUCGCCGCAGCUGAAAAGCUCCAACCAGCGCAUCUUCAUCAACCUGACAACCCUGGAGAAUACAGAGUACUGCAUCGAAAUGUCGGCCGCGGGUUUCAGAGUUGUUGGACGAAAGUAUGAUGACACCGCGCUCUCUACAAUUGAGAAUAUGAACUACGAAACGCCCUAUGCAUUGCUGAACAGCAUCAGCCAGAAGUACCGCGAAUCUUUCGGCGGAGAGCUCAUGAACAAACUUCUAGACCUGGCCAAGAACGCCGAGGGUUGAGCGUUAUAAAACGCGCGCGAACCACUAGUUGUAGACUUCGAAUGUGUCAACAAACAUGUCAGUAUUCAUCCGUGCUAUAUUUUCAGUUCCUCGAGUGAGCCACUGUACAGAUUUUAGUAUGCCGUUUGUAUUAUCGCACAUUUUUUCGCUGCACAGAUUUAUAUUUUAUUGUUAUAGUUGUUAUUUAGACUGACGUGGCCUAUUUGAUACUGAGGUCAAUUUUGGGGUCCAUUGGGGUUGAGGAUGUGAAAUUUCGGCGGUCGGGGGGUGGAAUUGUAUUAGUAUUAACUUCGACUGUAACAUUUAUCUGUUUUCCUUUUACUGUCUGAGCUGCGUAGUGUUAGACAUUUGUAUCGUGCGGGGCGCAAUGUAGCUUACGACGGUUUUACAGUACAAGAACAGACUGAGUACAAAACGUAUUUAUAGUAUACAAGUAUGUGACCACAUGCUGAGUAGUUACUGUGUUGUGAUAGUAAACUGGUUUUCAAUUUGA